Ricinus communis (castor bean) is the source of this 2063-nucleotide messenger RNA. Its product is annotated as pentatricopeptide repeat-containing protein At4g21705, mitochondrial. Gene Ontology annotation, cellular component: mitochondrion. Bases 112 to 1620 code for a protein of 502 amino acids. The transcript has 2 exons. The record is from RefSeq and is a predicted model, not a curated record. NCBI's taxonomy places the organism in Eukaryota, Viridiplantae, Streptophyta, Magnoliopsida, Malpighiales, Euphorbiaceae. Gene Ontology annotation, molecular function: protein binding.
ACCCCUUUAAAACCCUAAUUUCCAAAUACUCUUAGAAUUCCAGGACUGAAAGCUAAGCCCUUUGAACAAGAUUACCAAUAUUACCAUUAUUGCCAUUCACAUAUUCUCCAAAUGGCAUCAACAAGAUUCUUCACAAUCUUGAAAAGAACUCAGAGCUUAACGGCAAAUGCAAUCUUGACAAGAAGAUACUAUAACAAAGCAAGAACGGCAAGCAAUACCCUCUUUGCAAGAAUUAGUCCUCUUGGUGAGCCGGAUAUCAGUUUGGUUCCAGUUCUUGAUAACUGGGUUCAAGAGGGAAAGAAAAUCAGAGGAUUUGAACUCCAAAAAAUCAUCAGAGAUCUCCGUUGCCACAGGCGGUACACUCAGGCUCUUCAGGUUUCUGAAUGGAUGAAUGGGAAGGGACAGAGUGCAUUCUCACCAGCAGACCAUGCUGUGCAAUUGGAUCUGAUUGGUAGAGUUCGUGGGUUGGAAUCUGCAGAGAGUUAUUUCCAAAACUUGGUUAAUCAAGAUAGAAAUGACAAAACCUAUGGUGCUCUUCUAAAUUGCUAUGUCAGAGAAGGUCUUGUUGACAAAUCGCUUUACCAUAUGCAGAAGAUGAAGGAAUUAGGUUUUGCUUCCUCUCCUCUCAACUACAAUGACCUCAUGUGCCUCUAUACACGCACUGGCCAGCUAGAAAAAGUCACCGAUGUGCUUUCUGAGAUGAAGGAGAACGGCAUCACCCCCGACCUUUUCAGUUACAGGAUUUGCAUGAGCUCUUGUGCAGCAAGAUCUGAUCUUAAGGGUGUGGAGGAAAUUCUGGAAGAAAUGGAGAAUCAAUCUCACAUCUCCAUUGAUUGGGUUACUUAUUCCACAGUAGCCAGUAUCUAUGUAAAAGCAAGUUUGAAAGAGAAGGCACUUAUCUACCUGAAGAAAUGUGAACAGAAGGUGAAUAGAGAUGCACUGGGAUACAAUCAUUUGAUUUCACUAAAUGCAAGUCUAGGGAUUAAAGAUGAGGUGAUGAGAUUAUGGGGCCUCGUGAAAACAAAGUGUAAGAAGCAAGUCAACAGAGAUUAUAUAACUAUGCUGGGUGCUUUAGUCAAGCUUGAGGAGCUUGAAGAAGCUGAUAAAUUGCUACAAGAGUGGGAAUCAUCUUGCCAAUGUUAUGAUUUUCGAGUCCCAAAUGUACUCCUUAUUGGGUAUUGUCAGCAGGGGUUGAUUGAAAAGGCUGAGGCAAUGCUAAAAGAUAUUGUGAAAAAACAGAAGAACCCAACUCCAAAUAGUUGGGCUAUUAUUGCAGCAGGAUAUGUGAAUAAGCAGAAUAUGGAAAAGGCUUUUAACUGCAUGAAGGAAGCUCUGACUGUUCAAGCAGAAAAUAAGGGAUGGAGACCGAAAGCUAAUUUGAUCUCUAGCAUAUUGAGUUGGCUUGGUGAGAAUGGAGAUGUUGAAGAUGUAGAAGCAUUUGUAAACUUACUAGAGACUAAGGUCCCAAAAGAUAGGGAAAUAUAUCAUACCCUAAUCAAGGCAUAUAUCAGAGGAGGGAAACAGGUGGAUGGAGUUCUGGAGAACAUGACGGCUAAUAAAAUAGAUGAGGAUGAGGAAACAAAGACAAUUCUUAGCUUGAGAUUAAAAGAUGUUGAAUGAUUCAAUGCUGCUGAUUUUGAUGGGUUAGUUUAGUUUUGUUCAUUUUGGCAAAUUGGCCUGAAGUUCGUUGCUCUAUGCAGAUUCUCAUGUUAGAAAAGCUCUGUCUUUAUGCAGUGUGCAUUCCAGUGUCAACCAAGCAGUCAAUGUAUCUUCAGUUUUAGAAUUGCUGCAAUGGAACUCUUUGGUCAUCUUUCAAUUUGUAUUUUGGCUACCACUGAAAACCUUAGCAUCACUCAUAUGCACUUGUUCAGCUUCUUCACUCUCUGCAUUCUGUUAGAUCUGAUUCUGUGGCAGUCACAUUUUACUGAAGUUGUGAGCAGGAUUCAACAGCUCUCUUCAUUUUAAAUUUGCCUCAUUAGAGAAAAGUUAGGUAAUGUGACAGUGUUGUAAAAAUUAACUUGCUGUAAACUGCAUUUUGAAAAUUAUUAUUAUUUUUGGCCCAA